CCCGUGUCCCCUUCCUCGUCUUCCUGCUUCCCGUCCCCUCUUUUGUUUCUUGGAGCAGAGCGGGGGAUACGGGGAAGGAACCCUAUUCCCCUCGUCGGCUUUGCGGUGGGCGGAUUUCGAGAUCAGCGGAAGCUCGAUUAAGUUGUUUUCAAGAAAAGAUUUCUCUCGUGCUCUUCGGAAUCUGAAACUUAAGUGAGCACUUAUCAUUAGGCGGAGACAUGAAUGAGGCUUUUGGCAAUCAAGCUUUAGUUGAGAAGCUGUCAAAGCUCAACAAUUCGCAACAAAGUAUUGAAUCCCUGUCAAAUUGGUGUAUCGUUCACCGAAAGAAAUCCAAGGAAAUAGUUGAGACAUGGGAUCAAGCAUUCAAUGGUUCUCCGAGAGAAAAAAGAGUGCCUUUUCUAUAUUUGGCUAAUGACAUCUUACAGAACAGUAGACGCAAGGGAAGUGAGUUUGUAAAUGAGUUUUGGAAAGUGCUUCCUGGAUGUUUAAAGAAUGUCUAUGAGAAUGGUGAAGAUCAUGGAAAGAAAGUGGUUAAUAGACUAGUUGAAAUUUGGGAUGAAAGGAAAGUCUUUGGCUCUCGCGGGCGGAGCCUUAAAGAUGAGAUUCUUGGUAAUGUGCCUGUUCCUGUUUCAGAUAAUGGGAAAAGUUCCAAUCCCAUUAAAUUAGUACGGAAAGAUGCUAAUUCAGUAAGAAUAAAACUUGCUAUCGGAGAAAUGCCUGAAAAGAUAGUGACUGCAUAUCAGUCUGUGCUUGAUGAACAUUCUGGUGAAGAUACUGCCUUAAGCAAAUGCAAGGAUGCUGUUCAAGUUCUGGAGAGGUUGGAAAUUGACAUUGAUGUUGCCUGUAAACAAGGUAACCAACAAGAAUCAACAUUUAUAGAUAACCUUCAGGAGCAGGAAAUUGUUCUUAAACAAUGCAUUGAACAACUGGAAAUUGCUAAAGCAACUAGAGCUACACUCAUUACCCAGCUAAUGGAAGCUAUCAAAGAGCAGGAACUGAAGCUGGAGCUUAUCCAUAGUCAGUUACAAAUUGCCCAUUCUCAGACUGAACAUGCUAGUAACAUGAGACGACGACUCGGUUUGGCUGCUGGCACAAAUGGAUUUGGUCCUACCACCACGCUACCUCUUGUGAAUUUUGCAUCAGAAGCAAUACCUGCAACAGAACCCAAUCCUCCAGUAUCCAUCACUCAUCUUCAACCACUUCAACCUGUAACUUCAUUUGUCAGCAGCUUAAGCAGUGCGGAAGAGGAUCACAAGAAAGCAGCAGCUGCUGUUGCAGCAAAGCUUGCUGCCUCAUCAUCUUCUGCGCAGGUCCUCAGCUCUAUUCUAUCCUCUUUGGCUGCUGAAGAAGCUGCGUCCAUGAAUAACAGUUUGAGCUCUCGAGUUCGCCCUGGUAGUCCACCUGUUUUCCCUUUGGAAAAGAGGCCAAGGCUUGAGAAUACUAUAUCCACAACGGAUAUGGGUAAAACCUCCUAUUUCGGGCAGGCGCAACAUCAGCAGCAGCAGUCCAUUCCUCUCGUGCUGCCCCAAACCUCAGCUGCUAGUAUACAACUUCCCCAGAGUAACCAGGUGCCACCAACUUUUACACCACCUCUCCCGCCGCUGCCUCCGCCACCCAUGCAGCAGUAUGUGCAGACAAGUGGAGGAACGAUGAGUGUGCCACCUUAUGGAUUUGUGGGUCGUUCGCUGCCAUCUCCACCUCCUCUACUUUCCCAUGUUUCAGCAGGGUUGGCAAGACCUGGUGGCCCGCUUCCACCUCCGCCACCACCACCACCCCCACAGCAGCAGCAGCCACCACCGCAGUUGCAGUCAACCUCGAUGGGGUUCUACCAGUCUCCAGGGAUUGGGUUUUACGGGCAGCCGCAGACAGCUCCGACUGCCCAGCGGCAGUGAAACGAGAUGCCAAGGCAUUUGCAGAUGACCUGGUUUCGUCAUGUAUAUUAUGAGUAGUCAUUAACAUAAUUUAGAGUGAUGGAAUCUAUUUAGAUUCCAUUAACAAGACAGGCCAAGGCAAAGCUGUUUCAUGAGCACUGGAUUUGGAAGGCCUCAUGUAUGUGAUGAAUAUAACAACUAUUUAGAUGUCUGAUGUGGUGAAAUCUAUUGCAUCUUGUUGACCAA
This is a messenger RNA of Musa acuminata AAA Group (dessert banana), 2117 nucleotides long. RefSeq lists its product as uncharacterized. The transcript has 8 exons. Gene Ontology annotation, biological process: mRNA 3'-end processing. The coding region runs from base 219 to 1892 and encodes 557 amino acids. NCBI's taxonomy places the organism in Eukaryota, Viridiplantae, Streptophyta, Magnoliopsida, Zingiberales, Musaceae. The record is from RefSeq and is a predicted model, not a curated record. Gene Ontology annotation, molecular function: RNA polymerase II complex binding.